This is a messenger RNA of Mizuhopecten yessoensis (Yesso scallop), 1013 nucleotides long. RefSeq lists its product as uncharacterized. Lineage: Eukaryota; Metazoa; Mollusca; Bivalvia; Pectinida; Pectinidae. The record is from RefSeq and is a predicted model, not a curated record. The annotation marks the transcript as partial. The transcript is spliced from 8 exons.
UGAUGAAUGACGACUGCCUUGGGUAAAAUCCCUUGGAUCUUUUUGAUCGGUCGUCAGAAGUCGGAGGAUGGCGAUGUUAAAGUGGUGUGUUGCCCUUGUGGCCUUACUAGGAAUGAUACGGGGGUACUAUGCUGUCCCUAAAAAGUGUAUAAACACCCCGUUUGACUUGGUAUUUGCCAGCGAGGAUACAGCUCGUGUAAUACCAUCAUCCGUGGAGGAAAUCAAUCGAGUGUUGAAAGCCAUAGCAGCGCAGCUGGACAUAGGAGGUCAACACAGGAUAGGGUAUAUCACCAUGACGACAAAUGCUGUUAUCACGAAUUUUGACCGAAAUGACCACACCACCCUGGCUAGCCUGAAUACCGCCAUUGAUGCUGUGAUGGACCAGAGUGCAAUACAGGGAAAUGCCCAAAUUGCUCAAGGUGUCGAUCAAAUAAGGACACAGUUCUCCAGUAACCAGAGACCAAACGUAGCCAAACUAGGCCUUGUGUUAGACGCUAGUCCUUUUAGCAGCCUAGCACUAGAUACGGCGAGUGCGACUAAUGCUGCGGCUGGUAUCAUCAUGUACGCAAUUGGUUUAGGAAAGCCAUUCAGUUCUACAGACCGAGCUGUUAGUAGUAUUGUUCAACAUCCGCCAAAUGAACGAUAUAAACGUGCCUUGACCCUUCGCGAUUUCAAUUUCUUCAGAGACGAUGUGUUAGAGAAUCCGAUCAUUCGGCUGCUUUGUCCAGGCGAUAUUGGUGGCAGAUGUGGACGGGACACUCUUUGUGAUAAAGCAGCGAACACUGUGUGUGUUCAGGGUAACUGCAAGUGUAACCCAGGGCUGCAGAACACUAAUGGCGUCUGCGUGACAGGAGGGGUCCUCGGUGAGUCGUGUAAGACAGGCGAGUGCAGCGUGCACAAUUCGGAGUGUGUGCUAGGCGUGUGCGCAUGCAUAGAACGCUUUACCCCCAUAGGGACGACGUUCUGUAAAGGCAAUCAAGAUGAUGGUGACAUCGAUCCGGGUUUAAGAGUAG